This is a messenger RNA of Ananas comosus (pineapple), 604 nucleotides long. Its product is annotated as arabinogalactan peptide 23. NCBI's taxonomy places the organism in Eukaryota, Viridiplantae, Streptophyta, Magnoliopsida, Poales, Bromeliaceae. The transcript has a single exon. The coding region runs from base 137 to 316 and encodes 59 amino acids. The record is from RefSeq and is a predicted model, not a curated record.
UCACCCCCACUUCUCCUUCCACCACCGAGAAGGAGAUCAACUACGUCUAAGGCAAUUGAAUAAUUCGCACAGAAGCAAUCUUUCUCACCUCCUCCUGCUUCGGAAGAGUAGUUGUUGCCGACACCCGCCGCGAGCAAUGGAGAUGAGGAAGAUUGCCUGUGCCGCCCUUGUCGUAGCCGCCUCUGCCGCCGCCGUUUUCGCAGAUGAGCAUGCACCCGCCCCGGCCCCCGCCAGCGCCUCCUUCGCAGUCGCCCCAGCGGUCGGUGCGGUGCUCGGCGCCUCCGUGCUCUCCUUCUUCGCCUACUAUCUGCAGUAAUUAAGCGCAUGCCCAGCUUGCAAGGAGGAAGAAAGAAGAAGAUCCAUGCGCAUGUGGUGGACGUACAAUAUAUGAGUGCUUAACUAUCACAAUUAAUCCAUUGAAUUAAACUUGUUCUCAAUGUAUAUCUUUCUCUUGUUCAGUCUUUCUUUCUUUCCUCUUUUUGUUCUUGUCAUGUUUCCUUCCUUCCUCGUUCUUUGGUUUUGAAAGAGGAGUGGUUGGGAUUUAAUUGUUUGGAUUUAAUUUCUCAUGGACAUGCAUGGAAUAAAAGGCCCAUAAGUUUAUUUA